GCCGCGCGCGCCGGGAGUGUUUCAGUCCGGACCCCGGCUCAUUGUGCUCGCCUCACGCCGGCCCGAGUUCGCAGCAGCGCUGGGGGCCCCGGGCCUGUGAGCACAAAGAGGGAGCCGGGGGCCGGACGGGAGCGCGGAGGCGGCAGCUGAGGCCCAGGCCAGGCCCCUCCCUUCAGCCUCCCGCCCGCCCGUCUGCCCCACCCCCGCCGGCGGCGCCGCGCCCCUCCCCCAAGCGCCAGACUAGCGCGGUGCGGGGGCCGCGCGCGAAGACAUGAGGGAGAAGCUGGAGCUGAGGCUGGAGUCGCUCUUGGGGACCGAGCCCGCUGUCUACCCGUGGCCGCUGCCGGUCUACGAGGAAAAGAGACGUAGAGUUACAUCCAGAGAACGGGUUGCUGGACCGCUCCCUGCAGAAGAACCGGGAAGAGUAAGACCAGGAACACACGUGGAAGAAGAAGAAAGAGAUGAUAAAGUCAAGUCUGGUCACCCCCAGGUUCUGACAGAAAUAAAGUUUCCAGAAGUUGUGUUCCUGCAAUAAGAAAUAAAGAUGUGACCUUCCAGUUGUGUAAAGCUCUUAGACGCUGUGUAAGUGCGUCAGGUGCGCUAAGGAACCUGGAGCUAAGUGGGCUGGUUGUGAGAGAGAGAGACGUAACUAUGUUAACAAAGGAAAACCUGGAGGAGUGCCUAAAGCAGUUAAAGGAGGAAAGAGUAAUAAGACUGAAGGCUGAUAAACGAGUCAGUGAGCUGGAACAUGAAAAUGCCCACUUAAGAAAUAUGAAUUUCUCUUCGUCUGAAGCCCUUCAUGCCCACUCAUUGACAAGCAUGAUCCUGGAUGAUGCAGGUGUUUUGGGCAGCAUUGAGAAUUCUUUUCAGAAGUUCCAUGCUUUCUUGGAUCUCCUUAAAGAUGCUGGGCUUGGGCAGCUGGCCACAAUGGCUGGUAUAGAUCAGUCAGAUUUUCAUUUACUAGGUCGUCCCCAGAUGAAUUCUACUGUUAGUAGUCCACGUAAAGAAGAAAAGAAGGCACUUGAAGAAGAAAAAUCAGAAUCAAAACAGGGUGCCCUAGGACAAAUGAAAAAUAUCCAGUUUCAGAAAAUUACAGGUGAUGCUAGGAUUCCUUUGCCUUUCGACUCCUUCCAUGUCCCAGUGUCUACUCAGGAGGCCUUAGAAACUUCCAAAGACAACCUGGGGGUCCCAGUCACAGAGCAGCGGCAGGAGUCUUUUGAAGAGUUCAUUGCUAGAACAUGUUCUCCUUCAGCAGAAAUCAUUUCUGGAACUGAAAGUCAAAGCAAAGAAGAGGAAUUAUCUAGAAAUAGCAGGUCGUCUUCAGAGAGAAUGAGCAAAGCACGUGAAUAUACCAAAAAAUUCUCUGCUAGGAGACAACCUGGGAAGGACCUGCAUUCCUGCUCUGACUCACCUGUAAAGCAUAAAAGCAAAGGAAUUGGGCAAAAUAAUUCUUUGGUUAAUAAACCAAUUAAAAGUGAGUCUUCAAAAAAACACAUUUCUGUUAAAGAGAGUAGAAUAGUGACUGUUUCAUCAAAGACAACUAAAAGUAAACUCAAUCUACUAGAACAUUCUGAAGGUGAUACUCCUGGAUCUGAUUGUGAAUUUCAAGAAAGCAUCCAUACUCUAUCACGCCUAACAUAGGUCUAAAUCAUUUAAAAUUAUGUUUUUGCCUUCAAAUUUUAAUAAGUUACUUACGUUUUUAUUAUAGUAUAUGGUGGUUUCAGUUACUUGACUGGAAGCCAUUAGAGAAAGAUUUAUCUAUACUUUUUUAUUAUAAUGAAAGUUUUGGUGUACUUUUCCUUGUGACACUUUGCACCAUUCAUUCAGCUAGUGUUUACUGAGGGCUUCAUAUGUACAGUACUUUUCUGGGUGCUAUUGCUUUCAGCAGUGAACAAAAUAAAGCCUUUACUCUCCUGGAA
Molecule: messenger RNA, 1919 nt
Organism: Globicephala melas (long-finned pilot whale)
Lineage: Eukaryota; Metazoa; Chordata; Mammalia; Artiodactyla; Delphinidae
Source: RefSeq, a predicted model, not a curated record